Messenger RNA from Haemonchus placei, 165 nucleotides. The record is from the annotation of a GenBank genome assembly. NCBI's taxonomy places the organism in Eukaryota, Metazoa, Nematoda, Chromadorea, Rhabditida, Trichostrongylidae.
AUGAUCAUCUCCCGAGAUAUCCGCUUCACUGAUGAACAACAGCACCAACUGCAGGUAUGUACACUGUGCAGAUCUUCCUGUCAGUCACAUUUGGCUUCCAUCUGCAAACUGGUUUUCUCCUCAAGCCACCUCCGUAUUGACUCAGCUGAUUGCUUGUCACUGUAG